AUGAUGCAACAGCAGCAACAUCAGCAGAGGACUGAUACAGCAUUGCAAAACAUUGAAAGGCAGAUUGGGCAGCUUGCUAACAACAUUAAUCAGAUGCAAAAUCAAGGAUAUGGGCAAUUACCUUCACAACCGACUCCAAAUCCUAAAGGAAAUGUGAGUGCAUUAACUCUUCGAAGUGGGAAAACAAUUUCAGACCCAUAUUCAAAUUUUUCAGCUAGAUCACAGCAAGGCAUAUCCAGGACAGCUUCAGAUUUGACUCAACAGAAUUUCCAGAAUUUUCCAGCAAAUUUAGAGCAAUCAGAUUCUGCACAGCAUGGGAUUACUGCAUCUGAUCAGCAACAUUUCAAUCAACAUGCAACUUCAGAUUAUGAUCAAAUUGAUGGAGCAGAUUUUAGUUUGGAUUUUACCCCAACAACAGCUCCAAAUUCAGCUCAAAAUUCAGCACAGAACCUGGGAAAUUCUGGGCAGAAUCUGGACAGAACUUUUAACCAGCAUGAAGCCGAAUAUUCUAUUCCAUUACCUUUCCCUCAAAGAAGUGUACAACCAAGGAAAGAGAUGGAAGAAGAAAAGGUGAAAGAAUAUCAAGAAUUGGUGAAAUUGUUCAGCAAAGUUGAAGUGAAUGUGCCUUUGCUUACCAUGAUUAAGCAAAUUCCAAAAUAUGCCAAAUUCCUCAAGGAUCUUUGUGUGCACAAAAAGAAAUUGAAGGGAAAUGAAUUGAUAAGUAUGGGAAAGAAUGUUUCAGUAUUACUUCAGCCAGUUCCUCAGAAGUGUGAAGAUCCAGGAGUUUUCACCGUGCCUUGUGUGAUAGGAGAUUGUAUCUUUGAGGAUGCGAUGUUAGAUCUUGGAGCUUCUAUUAAUGUGAUGCCUAAAUCAGUUUUUCAGUCAUUAAGAAUUGGACCUUUGCAGCCUACAGGUGUAGUGAUUCAGUUGGCCAACCGUAGUCAAGCACACCCAGCAGGAGUGAUUGAGGAUGUAUUGGUAAAAGUGAGGGAGUUAAUUUUUCCUGCAGAUUUUUUCAUCUUAGAUAUGGAGGGAGAUGUGCUUGCGAACAGGGCCCCACUUAUUCUUGGACGUCCAUUCUUGAAGACUGCUAGAACGAAGAUUGAUGUGCAUGCAGGAACUCUUUCUAUGGAGAUAGGAGACACAGUGGUUAGAUUCAGCAUUUUUGAGGCUAUGAAGCAUCCUAGAGAGGAUCAUUCUAUUCUUAGCGUGGAUAUCUCAGAGGAGUUGGAUGGCAUGGAAUUCUUGUCAGAUGUUGAUUCAGACUUAGAGGUUUGUGAUUUUGGUAUGGAGAAUGAAUUCGUUGCAUUAUUGGAAGAUAUUUUAGAUGUGGAAUCUGAUGUUAACUUAAGUGAAUGCACACAGGAGGAAUUGAAGCCAUUGCCUCAGCAUUUGAAGUAUGCCUAUUUAGGAGAGAAUCAGCAGCUACCUGUCAUCAUAGCUCAGAAUUUGGAACCGGAUCAGGAGGAACGAUUGUUAGAGAUUCUGAGACAGCAUAAAAAGGCCAUCGGAUGGACUUUGGCAGAUAUUCCUGGGAUCAGUCCUUCCAUUUGUAUGCAUAGGAUCUAUUUGGAGGAGGAUGUGAAGCCAGUGAGACAGCCACAAAGACGACUGAACCCUUUGAUCUUGGAUGUGGUAAAGAAGGAGGUGACUAGACUCUUACAGGCAGGCAUUAUUUAUCGGAUUUCUGACAGUAAAUGGGUAAGUCCCAUCCACGUGGUUCCGAAGAAGUCAGGGGUGACAGUGGUAGCUAAUGAAGAAAACGAGUUGGUUCCCACGAGAGUGAAGAAUUCCUGGAGGAUUUGCAUCGACCCAGAGGACCAGGAGAAGACGACCUUCACCUGCCCUUUCGAGCAUGGCAUUGUUUUAGGUCAUAUAGUCUCUAGGAAGGGCAUUGAAGUAGAUCCUGCUAAAGUUAGUGCUAUAUCUUCUUUAUCUUACCCCGCAUGCGUGCGGGAGGUGCGAGCUUUUCUUGGUCAUGCAGGAUUCUACAGAAGAUUUAUUAGAGACUUCAGUAAGAUUGCUCUACCAUUAUCUCAGCUACUUCAGAAGGAUGUUUUGUUUGAUUUCGAUCAGGGGUGCAGAGAGGCUUUUGACAAAUUGAAGGAGGCUCUUACUUCAGCACCUAUUAUCAGACCCCCAGACUGGUCCUUACCUUUCGAGUUGAUGUGUGAUGCUUCAGAUUAUGCAGUGGGAGUUGUACUGGCACAGAGAGUGGAUGGAGCACCACAUGUUAUUUGCUAUGCUUCCAAGACUUUGGAUUCAGCUCAAGCAAACUACACAACAACAGAAAAAGAGCUUCUUUCUAUUGUUUUUGCUUUAGAUAAGUUCAGAUCAUAUCUUCUUUGUUCUCAUGUGAUUAUUUUUUCUGAUCAUGCAGCUUUGAAGUAUCUCCUCAUGAAGCUUGAUGCAAAACCUAGACUAAUUAGAUGGAUGCUUCUGCUUCAAGAAUUCGACGUAGAGAUACGUGAUAGGAGCGGGAAGGAGAACUUGGUUGCAGAUCACUUGAGCAGGAUUAAAGGAGACUUGGACCAUUCGGCCAUUGUUGAUGAUUUCAGGGAUGAGCAGCUUCUACAGCUGCAGGGUGAGUCUCCAUGGUUUGGAGUACCCAGGGCGAUCAUUAGUGAUCAAGGGUCUCAUUUUUGUAACAGACACAUGAAGGCUUUGCUACAUAAGUAUGGGGUUACACAUAAAGUUUCUACAUCCUAUCAUCCUCAAACAAAUGGGCAAGCAGAAGUGUCUAACAGGGAGGUGAAAUCAAUUCUUGAAAAGACUGUGAGACCGGAUAGGAAAGAUUGGAGCAAAAGACUUGAAGAUGCACUUUGGGCUUAUAGGACCGCUUUCAAAACCCCUAUUGGAAUGUCCCCUUACAGGAUUGUGGCGUAUUGGGCGGUUAAAGCAUGCAACCUUGAUAGUGACACGGUUGGAGAAGAAAGAAAGUUGCAACUGCAAGAACUUGAAGAGAUUAGAUUGGAAGCCUUUGAGAACUCACGGAUUUAUAAAGAAAAGGCCAAGAGAUUUCAUGACAAACAAAUUGAAGUGAAAGAGUUUCAAAUUGGUGACAAAGUACUUCUAUAUCGAUCUCGUCUCAAAUUGAUCAAAGUGGUUGAGAUCCAGGAUUUGUCUACUGGUCGGGUUUUCAAAGUUAAUGGACAAAGGCUUAAAAAGUUUCAUGAAGAAGUGAAGGGCUUGGUGGUGGAGGAAAUGGAACAUGUUGAUGCUAUCUACCCGAGAUUGCAAGGGGUUGAUACUAGUGAUGGAUUCUUGAUUGAUGAAAUGAUUGAAUUCCGGGAGCUGUGGAAAAGCUGCUGGAAUAAGUGCAGUGCUGAAAUGUUGUACCAGUUUUGUAUCAAAUUCAGCUUUGCAAAAUUCGAAAUGAAGGAAGCCUAA
Zingiber officinale is the source of this 3390-nucleotide messenger RNA. RefSeq lists its product as uncharacterized. The record is from RefSeq and is a predicted model, not a curated record. Gene Ontology annotation, biological process: DNA integration. Gene Ontology annotation, molecular function: nucleic acid binding. Bases 1 to 3390 code for a protein of 1129 amino acids. The transcript has 9 exons. NCBI's taxonomy places the organism in Eukaryota, Viridiplantae, Streptophyta, Magnoliopsida, Zingiberales, Zingiberaceae.